Molecule: messenger RNA, 2799 nt
Organism: Baudoinia panamericana UAMH 10762
Lineage: Eukaryota; Fungi; Ascomycota; Dothideomycetes; Mycosphaerellales; Teratosphaeriaceae
Exons: 1
Biological process (GO): endoplasmic reticulum unfolded protein response; negative regulation of hypoxia-induced intrinsic apoptotic signaling pathway; cellular response to hypoxia
Cellular component (GO): endoplasmic reticulum chaperone complex
Molecular function (GO): ATP-dependent protein folding chaperone; ATP binding
Source: RefSeq, a predicted model, not a curated record
CCAUUGCUCGUACUUCUCGUACUUGUUGUAUUCACGACAACCGCAUCAGCGGCAGGUGCAGUCCUUGGGCUCGACUUUGGCACUCUCAAUAUAAAAGCUGCCCUUAUCAAGCCUGGAGUCCCCAACGAGAUCGUUUUGACCAAGGACUCGAAACGCAAGGAGACUGCUGCUGUGGCCUUCAAGCCCCGCCGCGAUUCGUCCAACAAUGUCAUUGCUGAAGUCGGAAGCUUUCCGGAGAGAGCAUAUGGCUCCGAUGCGCUGGCGCUUCAGGGUCGGAUGCCGGGAGAGGUCUUUCCAAAUCUGAAGCCUCUACUGGGGCUGCCGUGGACGGAGGACGGAAGCCAUAAGACAGUGGAGGUCUGGAAGGGACGGUAUCCGGCGGUUCAGGUGGUGCAGGUGAAGGAGUUGGGUACCACUGUGUUCAAGAGCUCUGCAUUUGCGGAAGGCGAGGUGCCAUGGAGCGUGGAGGAGCUGUUGGCUAUGGAGCUAGCGAGCGUAAGGCGGAACGCGGAGGGUAUGGCUGGUGGCAGCGUGGAAGAUGUGGUUAUCACGAUACCAGUCUUUUACACGGCAGACGAGAAAAGAGCGAUCGAGCGAGCUGCGACAUUGGCAGGCUUUGAAGUCAAUGCGUUGAUCUCGGACGGACUUGCCGUAGGCUUAGACUACGCGAAGAGCAGGACGUUUCCGGAUGUGAGCAAAGGUGAGAAGCCGGAGUAUCAUAUUGUGUACGACAUGGGAGCGGGUUCCACAACUGCCACGCUCUUACGCUUCCAAAGUAGGAGUGUCAAAGAUGUGGGCAGAUUCAACAAGACGGUGCAGGAGGUUGCAGUUGUGGGUGCGGGCUGGGAUCGUACCUUGGGCGGCGAUGCGAUGAAUCAGGUGAUCGUUGACGACUAUGUGUCGAAGUUCUUGACGAAGCCGGUCAUGAAGAGCAGAGGCUUGAGGAUCAACGAUGUGAAGGAGAAUGGGAGGAUAAUGUCGCGGUUAUGGAAGGAGGCAGAGAAGGCAAGACAAGUCCUUUCCGCCAACACCGAGACGAGCAGCAGCUUCGAGGAAUUAAUGCCGGAGAUCGACUUCCGGACCAAGCUCACACGGUCUGGCUUCGAGGAGUUGAUGGAGUCGUUCGCUGAGCGGGUCACGCAGCCUAUUCGAGACGCUCUUUCCGCAGCCAAGAUGGAGAUGGCUGAUAUUGACAGUAUCAUUCUAUUUGGUGGUGCACUCCGAACACCAUUCGUGCAUCGCAAACUGGAAGAGAUUGCAGGCGGAAGCGCAAAGCUUCGCUCCAACGUCAACGCGGACGAGUCUGCCGUCUUCGGCGCGUCAUUCAAGGGCGCCACGCUGUCUCCGUCAUUCAAAGUCAAGGAGAUUAGAGACUCGGACAUCGCUGCUUAUGCGGCUGGCAUGACCUACACUGACGCUGGCAAGGACCGGCGACAACAGCUAUUCGUGGCUACAUCACCCGUUGGUAGUGGUAGUACGACGAAACAGAUCACCUUCAAGGACAAGGAAGAUUUCACGUUCGCGUUGUAUCAGGUUGUUGACGGCGCGGAUCGGCCGAUCACCAGGAUCCAGACAAGCAAUCUGACCGCUUCUAUCAAAGAGCUGAAGGAGCGCUUUGGAUGCGACAAGGAUGACAUUGCCACAAAGUUCAGCGUCAGGCUUAGCUCGGUUGAUGGUCUGCCGGAGGUUCUCGGCGGCACGGUCAGUUGUGAGGUCGAAGGCACUGGCAAGAGUGGGUCCCUUGUCGACUCUGCGAAGGAUUGGCUAGGCUUUGGUGGGAAGAAAGACCAGGACCCGCUAAAAGAUGAUCCAGAGGAUGCUGGGCCAGUAGAGGAGGUUGAUGCGGCUUCCUCGACAUCCGGAGCGGCCGAUGAGUCUGCGAAGGCAACCUCAGGCAGUGCUAGCACUUCCUCACCCAAGGUGCCAGAGAAGCCAAAGAAGCGGACGGAGAGCACCCCUAUCGCCUUCACCACUUCCCCAGAGGGCAACGUCCAGUCAGCGGAUGAAGAGCUCCAACGUAUGCAGGAUCGUCUCGCCGCCUUUGACCGUUCCGACCAGGCACGGCUGGCUCGCGAAGAAGCGCUCAACCAGCUCGAGUCCUACACCUACUACGUCCGUGACUUUCUGGGUAACUCCGAAUACACCUCGUACGCUACGGACGUUGUGCGUGAGCAGAUCAGGAAGCUGCUUGACACCACUCGCUCGUUCAUGGAAAGCUCGAGUGACGUGUCGAAAGCGACGGAGGCUACCUUGAGAGAUCGAUUGUCGGACCUCAAGAAGCUCGUUGAGCCAAUCCAGGCACGGCGGAAGGAGGAGCUCGCGCGACCGGAGAAGGUAGCACUGCUCAAAACGUCUUUGAACGAGACGGAGAGGCUCAUUGGCAUGAUCAAGGAGCAGAUCGCCAAGGGUAGCGAGGCAAGCAGCAAGGCUGCUCAGCUUGAGGCUAGCAAAACUGCCGCAGCAUCAUCCUCGGAGACUGAUGACCUGCUCGAAACCGGCUCGCCUUCCGCUGCAGAUGACUUUGCCGACCUUGAAGCGGAUGAUGCGCCGGCCUCGAGCUCCUCGACGAAAACAAAGUCAGAUGGCCCAAAGUACUCGAGCCCUUCGGACUUCACGCCCUACACUGCGGCUGACUUGACCGAGCUGGAAGAAGCGUAUGCUGAGACAAGGGAGUGGCUCGCUGAGAAGGAGGCGGAGCAAGACAAGCUGGGUUCGAAUGAGGAUCCAGUUCUUCUGCUGAGCGAUCUCGAGGUCAAAGGGGCCAAGCUGAGCCGUGUCAUGAGUCAUCUCGUCUACAAG